GAUAAGGCACCAAAAAGAUUGCUGCUCCACGGGUCGUACGCACGCACGCAACGCAAGAUGGGCGCCGUGGACGACGCCGGCGGCGGGGGCGAGGUGGACGUGUUCGACGCCGGCCGGUGCGCCGACGGGUACGCGCUAGGGCUCGCCGUGGGGCGGCGGUUCGGCGAGGCCAUCCGGAGCAGGAUGCGCCGCGACGCCAUGCUGUGGCGGCAGCUGCUCCCGUUCGCGGCGACGGCGCCGGGGCGGCCGCUCGUCGACGCGCUCCGGGACGCCAACCACACGAGGAAGGAGAUCCUGCCGUUCAUCACCAAUGAGGAUCACCACCACGACGAGGAAGAAGCCGACGACGACUGCUCGGACGUGCUGCUCGUCAGCGAGUCGACGGCGAUCGCCGGACACAAAGAGGACGCCAACGUCGCGCUGCUCGGCCACACGUACGUGGUGAAGGCCACGUCGCCGGACGGCUCGUCGUCGUUCACCGCCUACACCUACGCCGGCGAGCUCCCGACCUGCGCCUUCGGCUUCAACAGCAAUGGCGUGGUGGGGUGUCAGUGUCACUCUGGAACUUCCAUUUCCAACCGUUUCCAAGUUCUGACAGGUCUUGUCAGGCAUUCACUCUCGACUCUGUCCCGCCGGCGCGCGGCGAGGUCGUCGCCGGCGCCAUCGCCCGGAACUUCGUGUCGCGCGACCUCCUCGAAGCGACGAGCCUCGACGACGCCGUCUCAUCGGUGUAGUAGCUUCUACGGAUCGAUCAGCAGCGUGUGCGCGUUUCUGGAGCAGAGGGUGAGCUCGCCGGACAUGUCGGUCGGCCACAGCUACAACCUGAUGGACGUCCGGCGGCGGCGGAUCGUCAACGUCGAGACCGCCUCCGGCCGCCGCUUCUCCGUGCGCGAGGCCGGCGCGGCGCCCUUCUUCCACGCCAACAUGUACCGCCAUCUCCAGGUGAAGCAGGUUCACGACGAGAACUCCAUGGCCAGGGAGAGGAGAGCGGCGGAGUUGUCGCCGGACUCCAAGGAGAAGGCGCUCUCGCUGCUCGGCGACACGGCGGACGGCAAGUACCCGAUCUACAUGACCGGCCCAACGCUGUACACCCUAUGCACCGUCUUGGUUGAUCUCGACGAGGAGACGAUGACCAUCUACAAGGGGAACCCGAUGAACAGAGACGCAGUUCGAGUGUUCCGUAUGCUGUGAAAACUAGCAAAAAAGAUGAGCUUGUUAGUUCUUGAAGCAAGAGAAUUGGCAAAGCGUACCCGAUUCCUAUUUGUAAGUUGUAACCCAAAGAUGGGUUCAUUUCAUAGCUUCAGAUUUUGUACACUCUAGGUUCCAUU
Molecule: messenger RNA, 1328 nt
Organism: Oryza brachyantha (malo sina)
Lineage: Eukaryota; Viridiplantae; Streptophyta; Magnoliopsida; Poales; Poaceae
Exons: 4
Coding region: 58-1191 (377 amino acids)
Source: RefSeq, a predicted model, not a curated record